Gasterosteus aculeatus aculeatus (three-spined stickleback) is the source of this 4061-nucleotide messenger RNA. It is a transcript of the gene vopp1b, whose product is annotated as VOPP1 WW domain binding protein b. Gene Ontology annotation, cellular component: cytoplasmic vesicle membrane. The record is from RefSeq and is a predicted model, not a curated record. Lineage: Eukaryota; Metazoa; Chordata; Actinopteri; Perciformes; Gasterosteidae.
GGGGGCGGGGAAUGAUACAACAUCACAGGCAUGCCAUUCAUCCCCGACACGCCGGACUCCUCCAUCCUCCCCGGUGCCCGAAGGACUGCGUGCCCCCCGGAUGCCUCCUCUCUCUGGGGACCCUCCCCGGUAGCAUGGAGCCGACAUCGUGAAUAAAGGAGCGUCUCCUCCUCGCCUUUCUCUUGUGACCUCGCGGAGCUCGGCGGAGACAUGAGGAACCCGCUGGCGGAUUUAGCCCUGACAUUCCUGCUCUUUCUGGAGUGUGUGGAAGCCAAGAAGUACUGCUGGUAUUUUGAAGGCCGAUACCCCAUCUACUUCAUAUGCCGCUCCUACGAGGACUGCUGUGGGACCCGCUGCUGUGUGAGGGCGCUGUCCAUCCAGAGACUGUGGUACUUCUGGGUGCUGCUAAUGAUGGGGGUGCUGUUCUGCUGCGGGGCCGGCUUCUUUGUCCGAAGAAGGAUGUAUCCGUCCCCUCUGAGGGACGAGCCCGCCUUCAAUGUCUCCUUCACCAGACACCCUGCAACAUCCCCAGUUUCCCAGCAGCCGGGCAGCAUGCAGGGCUUUGGGGUCAACGGGAUGACGGGUGGCGACCCGGGGGUCGCCAUCGCACACCCGGCAUUCACACAGCCGCCGCAGCCCGGCUCGGCCCACAUGAUGAUGGCGGCUUACCCUCCACCUCCGUCCUACUGCAACCACCCGCCGCCGUCCUACGAACAGAUAUUCCAGAACGGCGACAAGAAGUAAACUCCUGCAAGGAGACGCAAGUGUAGAUGUAAGACUUGUUCUGUGGAACGAGACGGAAGAGGCACCGUAACCAGAAUCUAGUGCACACACACACACACACACACACACACACACACACACACUUUUUGAGUCACGCACACACUUCAUCUGCAGUGCUGCGUUUCCUCCUGAUCCACAUGGAUCUGUACAGUGGUGAGCGAGGAUGCUCCCGUUCAGGUUUUGGAUUCACCCACCGUCACCGGUUCUUCUCCACCUCCCAACGAGCAGCUCCACCUGUACACGAGUGAACAGAAACUAUGUAUGUACCAGAAAGCUCUUCAUUAAAAGUGUUUUAACUCAAAAAGUCACACACGUUAUUAUAUCGUUAUCCUGUUUCAAGCGGCGGCCUCUCACUGCGAGAUGGGCCCUUUACUAAAUGAUGACUUCUUGAUACAUUUUUUAUUGCCUGCUUGUGCUGUUAGCGGCAGAAAGGAGAGGAAUCAGACAAGGGCGGCGUGACGCUGAGCGGGGGGGGGCAGUCGAUCUUCGCUAUAUGCCCCCCCAACGUGCUGGAAGGCCCCGCCCCCUUAAGCCAGCUGUUGCUGAUGUGAUCAGCCCAUGGAUUCAUGCUACCGAUGUUAUUCUGAGCAGUGCUGCCCUAAAAUAGCUUCCUGCCCUUCCUAACCCAGAUUGAAGGACGACCCCCUCCGCCACAUUUAAUCUCUAAAACUAAAGGACAGUUGAGAGGCUGCAGUCAAUAGUCCACCUCUUUUGUUUCAUUGAAGGAGAUGGGGUCCCCUGGUAUACAGAGUGGUGCUUCAGGAGCCCCUCUGACGGACUGCGGGUACCUGCAGCCAGCUGCUGGUGUUUAGAGCUCCACCUCCAGCAGUUUACCAACCAGCCCCGUUAGUGAGGCCACGAUGAGUCCAAACGACCCCCCAGUUCCACCAUCAGAGAGCUGCUUUGGUUGUGUUUGGAUGAGCUAAUCUGAUUAGCUCAUUUCAAUGUUCAUAUGUAGAUGUUAUUGCUUGUGAAGGAGGCUUUGCAGCAUGUUAACACUUACUGUCGUCAGAAUUGCUAAUAUGAGGACUGUUCUCUGAAGCCCAUGUGACUAAACAACAGUCCUGAACCCGAGAUAGUGAGUCAACCGUAUCUCCGAAGCAGACGCGGGAACAAAGUGUUUGUUGGCCUUGUUUCUUGAAAAAAAAAGAAUUAUUUAGUGCCAAUCAACAGAUUGAGCGCUAUUGUUGUGUAUAGAAAGAGUUCUGUGCUGCCACUGUGUGUGUCUCCUCUGCAGCUGUAUGACGUUACGGCAGGAACCAGAAGCACAGAGCAGGUGUUCUGCACACCGAACCCACAGACGCGCACAGAUUAUUCAAAAGGUCUCUAACAGUAAAGAAAACGCACAUCUGCAUAGCCUGCAUGUCGGUCCUGCUGCACGGACGGGCCGCGUAUACAGAUGUGUGAUUAACACGUGGGGUAAGUGGGGGCCUCUGGUCUCCGUUCGUCUGCUCCGGCUGUGACGUCCAUGUUGCCCGGUGAUGGUCCUGCGUCGGAGCUGUGAGCUCCUCUGAAGCAUGUCUCAUCUCUCCAUCAAUGGAACUCCAGACAGCAUGCCUUUGUUUGGCCACAUGACCAUGGAUGGGCUCCACUUGAUGUUUGGCUUCUGCAGCAACAAACAUCUGAGGUAUAUCUCAGAUAAAUACCGCAUUAGUUCUCACCGUGACAGAACGCUGCCGGUUUCUGCUUGGGGAGAUGAAACCUUGAUGCAGACAUUUUUUUUCUUCUUUUUAAUAUCUAAGAAAAUCUUAGGAAAAGCGACUCACCUGAAAGAUGAAAUGAACCCAGGCUGAGGAGAAGAAACCCGCGUUGUUUCUGAUUGGAAGACGUGUGUGUUUUUUCCACUUUGCUGGUUAGAGAUGCAUCAACCCAAAUAGCCAAGUGAGGAAAGCUAAACUCACGCUAUUUAUUAAUAAUCAUAAUCUUGGUUGUUGGGCAGCACGGUGGUUAGCACUGUCGCCUCACAGUAAGAAGGUCCUAGGUUCGAUUCCGCCCAGUGGCCUUUCUGUGUGGAGUCCUCAUGUUCUCCCCGUGUCUGCGUGGGUUCUCUCUGGGUACUCCGGCUUCCUCCCACAGUCCAAAGACAUGCUCUGGGGAUCAGGUUGAUUGGGGACUUUAAAUUGCCUGUAGGUGUGAAUGUUUCACAUGUAUGUCUCUCGUCUCUCGGUAGCCCUGUGAUCCAGGGUGUACCCUGUCUCUUACCUGAAGUUGGAGCAGACCCUGUGUGCAGGAUAAGUGGUUUGCAGAUGGAUGGAUCUUGAUUGUUGUGCUGCUUGUGUGUCGGUGCCGUUCUCCGGGGGGGACGAGAUCAAUAGACGUGUUUCCUUUCACUCCAUCUUGGCUUCUGGCCGAGUUCUCAUCCAUAAAUAGUUUGGCACUGAAAGGGGCGCAUUUUCUAUUUUCAACAGUUUGUUGUGAGUUAUUGCCCACCGGAGCUUUUUCACAUAUUGUCUUAGGCCCAAUUCAGUGUUUAUUUGUGAGUUAGUCUUUUUAUGGAGUUUUAUGGAUCAAACAGACUUAAUCGUGCCCACAUGGGUGACACAGAUGAGGUGACACUGUAGAAGAGCAAUCACAGGACCUUAGCGGUGCAACAGAUACCCAGAUGAUGAUGACCACAUGCUGCCCAUCAUCAUGUGGGUAUCUGUUGGCACCACUAAGGUCUCUUUGGUCCAUGUUGUUUCAUGUUGGGUCUCUUGUGAAAACAUUGUCUUCUUUUCAACUUCUGAUCCUCCUCCUUUUAUUUUCUGUUGCUUCAGUCACAACAAACAAAAAGCACACCACGCUGACGCAUCGCACACAACAUUACAAUCUAAUGUGCGUUUCCCCCCGUGGAGUCAGUGGUACUAAUGGUGUUCAGCGGGCACACGCCUGUGUCGACUAAGCUUUCUUCCCCUUUUUCCCCAUGGAAGGGUUUUUCAUUUGUUGGGGAGUUCUUCCUGUGCCGAUGUGUUGGUUUCGGGACAAAGGAUGUCGUAUGUGUACAGACUGUAAAGCCCUCUGAGGCAAAUUUGUAAUUUGUGAUUUUUGGCUAUACAAAAUAAGAUGAAUUGAAUUGAAGUGUGUGGAGGCCUCUGCCCCCCCCCCCCCCCACGAAGCCAGUGGACCUGUGCAGUAGUUUGCAUAUUAGAGAUAGCACCAUGUGAAAGGCCAUCAUGUGAAACUAUGCAACAGCUAUUGUAGAAGCAUCCGGACCUUUUAUCCUCGCCUUGUUAACGUCUUCUCAUUGUCAUUGUAAAAUAUGUAAAUAAACGUCACUUCUGAUAACUUCUGAAAUGUGA